AUCAAUUCACUGCCAAACAGUCCACUCUCUGCCACUGCUACUGCUCCAGACUCCCUCUUUAUCCUUACCGCUCUAUUCUCCACUUCCUUUCAAACGCGAGGAUUGCACUGGUUGCGACUCGUAUCCUUGACCGUGACAGGUACAAAAAAACUUGACCAGGGAGUUGCUUGGACGACUCGGGGGGGACUCACUCAGCUAUAAUACCGCGCGCAAGGCCCCAUACCACCCACACACCAUCCCCGGCCCGAUCGAACAACUCUCCUUUGUGACACCCUUUCCCCUGAUCCUUGUUGAAUCGGAUUGUUAUGGCAGUCGGGGUCGGGACGAGCAUCUCCACGACAUCGACGGUUGCAAGUGUGGGUUCGAAAGCUGCCUGGUCCUCGGAAAUGGAGGUGGAUUCUGCGAGGAGCGAGGAAAUGGUCACUGCGCAUACAAGUAUGGUCGGAUCCUGCAUAGAUAAUGAAAUGAAAGAUCUCGCUGGCUCUUCGACCCGCCGUCGAAAACGUUUACUCCUCUCCACUGAUAGCGCAUUCGUCGACAACGUACUUCCCUCCUUGGUGCGGAAUCCGGACAUCGAGCUACGGUUGAUCACCGACGAGCCCUCGGCGCUGCUCUCGAGCGCCAGCAAGGUCCCGCACUACAUGGAUACGGUGGAUAGCCAGACCUUCGAGAAGAAAACGGGCGCGCGGAAAUGGUUGAAGGCCAAGGCGGCGGAGCUGUGCGACUGGGCGGAUAUGCUCCUGGUCGCGCCGAUCGAUGCGGGAGCGCUGGGUUCCAUGCUGUCGGGCUUGACUAACACCCUCACGCUGGCCCUGCUGCGGGGCUGGACGUCGUCGAAACCCGUGGUGCUCAUCCCCGGCAUGACCGUGUCGGAAUGGAGCCACCCGCUCAGCAAACGGCAGCUCUGGGAGGUGCGGCAAUAUUGGUCCUGGAUCAAGGUCGUCACGCCGGUGCUGUGGAAGCCCGGGGAUACGGAAGAAUUGGUACAAUUGCCCUGGGAUGGAUUGAAGGUUCUCCACGACACGAUUGAACAGACCCUGAAACUAUCUUUCUCGGAAACACAUCCUGCUUCCGGCCAGCCGUCAGAUCAUUCGAGCGGACCGCCAGAAACGACGCAGACGGGGGAUGUGCCCUCAGCCAUGUCGCGACACCUGCUAUAUCGCCUGAAUAAGACCGAACAUGGCCCGCGCUCAUUACCGAUGGAGCUCUGGUUGAAUAUCUUCGAGGACCAGCUACACGACUGGGAGAUCGCCAAGGCCGUGGGCAUCCCCACGAACCUCCCCGUGCCCAAAGAAUGGCAGAACCACCUGCUGAAAAUGUCCACACCGGCCUCGCUCGAAUACACCAUCCUGCGAGGAUCCUUCGCGGCGAUCAAGAAGCGCAUCGACAGCCUCCCGCGCUGGAAACCCCUCUCCGAUCUCUCCCUUCACCUCAUCUUCAAAUUCUCCCGAACCGACAUCCUCUCCUACCUCAUUGAGAAACAGCAUGACCUCCUCUGGACGACCUCUCUCCUCAGCGUCCUCCCCUACCGUGCCUCGGCCAUCUACGGCAACCCCAACCUCCUGACGUGGUGGCGCGACGCCCCCGACCUCCCGAACAAAGACUACACCACCGACGCAAUGGACGGCGCCUCGCGGGCCGGCUUCGUCAACGUGCUGGAGUGGUGGCGCACCUCCGGCCUGGAACUGCGGUACACGGAGCGCGCCCUCGAGGCCGCCAGCGCCGAGGGCCAAGUCGCCGUGCUGGACUGGUGGAAGCGCGCCUCCUCCGCCCCCCCUGCGACCUCCUCACACGCCGUCCUCGCCAGUGGCCGCCGCACCCGCAUCCCGCUGAAGGUCGGCAAAUCCGUGCUCCUGGCCGCGCAGUCCGGCCGCACCGCCUCCCUAGCCUGGUGGGACGCCUCGGGGAUCCCCUACACGCACGGCGAGUCGGUCGCCCGCAUCGCCAGCACCCACGGCCACGUGCACGUCCUGGAAUUCUGGCACCGGCUCAAGGGCGCCAAGAUGAUCUUCGACAGCCAGGUCCUGGUCGGCCCCACCAAGAACGGCCACGACGCCGUCCUGGAGUGGUGGCGCCGCAGCGGCCUGCGCGUCGAGUUCAAGACCUGCGACAUCGAGGAGGCCCUCGAGGACGCCGACCCCGUCUCCGGCGCCGAGCAGCGCGUGCGCACCUGGUGGGCGCGCAACGGGUUGAACCUCGGCGUGGGCACGAGUGAGUGGAUGAAGACGAAGGUGCUCUAGCUCCGAUCUCCUCCUCCGGCCUAUCAUCAAUCUCCUCCCACACCAUUGCAAAUAUAUCCAUACAGUUCUAUCCUCAACCACCCGGUAUCACAGGAGCCAUCACAGGGCUGGGAAUCCGCUCACAAAAAUGGACCACCCGAUGACUUGCUUCAAACCCCACUUGCUAUUACCCCUACCCCGUUUAUUCAUAAUACCCUCUUCACACCCUAUUGCUUCUCCC
Aspergillus fijiensis CBS 313.89 is the source of this 2460-nucleotide messenger RNA. RefSeq lists its product as uncharacterized. The transcript has 2 exons. Lineage: Eukaryota; Fungi; Ascomycota; Eurotiomycetes; Eurotiales; Aspergillaceae. Gene Ontology annotation, cellular component: phosphopantothenoylcysteine decarboxylase complex. The coding region runs from base 306 to 2240 and encodes 644 amino acids. The record is from RefSeq and is a predicted model, not a curated record. Gene Ontology annotation, biological process: coenzyme A biosynthetic process. Gene Ontology annotation, molecular function: FMN binding; phosphopantothenoylcysteine decarboxylase activity.